AUGGACUCCCAAACUACUUUGAAGCUUCCAGUCAUUGAUUUCACUAAGCCAGACCUAAAACCUGGCACGGUUGAGUGGGAUUUGCUGAAAGGGCAAGUGGAACAAGCCCUUCAAGAGUACAGUUGCUUUGACGCAUUGUUCCACAAGAUCCCUCUCGAGAUUCGAGAUGCAAUAUUUGGAGCCAUGGAAGAGCUUUUUGACCUCCCUCUACAAAUCAAAACUCGCAAUGUUUCCGAACUGCCUUAUCAUGGGUAUCUUGGUCAACACCCUCUAGUACCAUUGUUUGAGAGCAUUGGCAUUGAACAUGCCAACAUUGUUGAAAAAGUUGAAGCCCAGACUAGUACCUUUUGGCCUGAAGGAAACACACGUUUCAGCAAAACUAUACAAUCCUUCUCAAAGCAAUUAUCUGAGUUAGAUGAAAUGAUAAGAACAAUGAUAUUGGAGAUUUUCCAUCUUGAGAAAUAUAUUGACGAGCACAUGGACUCGACGGGCUACCUUCUUAGGGUAAUGAAGUAUAAAGGGCCAAAAACCACUGAAACACAGGUUGGACUAAAAGCUCACAGAGACAAGAACGUAGUGACCAUAUUGUACCAAAAUGAGGUUCAUGGGUUGGGGGUACAGCGCAACGAUGGAGAAUGGAUCGAUGUGAAACCCUCUAAAGACUCUUUCAUUGUCACCAUUGGGGAAUCUCUCCAUGCAUGGUUAAAUGGGCGAUUGAAGUCUACUUAUCAUCGCGUGAUGAUAAGUGGAGACAAGACAAGGUACUCGCUUGGACUGUUUUCAUUCCCAAAAGGAGGCUACAUAAUAAAAGUACCAGAGGAGCUAGUGGAUGAAGCACACCCCUUGCUCUAUAAGCCCUUUGAUUACGCUGAAUUCUUGAAAUUCUGCUGUACCGAAGAUGGCCAAAAAGCUCACUCUUCUCUUAAAGUUUAUUGUGGUGUCUAA
Durio zibethinus is the source of this 945-nucleotide messenger RNA. Its product is annotated as putative 2-oxoglutarate-dependent dioxygenase AOP1.2. NCBI's taxonomy places the organism in Eukaryota, Viridiplantae, Streptophyta, Magnoliopsida, Malvales, Malvaceae. The record is from RefSeq and is a predicted model, not a curated record.